UUCUGUGCGUACAACUUCCGCCGGAGGGAACACUCGCCCUUCGCAGGCAUGGUGCGCGGCAGUUGCGGGUUGUACAGAAAGUAUGGAAACUUCAUUGAUAACCUGAGACUCUUCACCAAGGGAGGAAGUGGUGGAAUGGGCUAUCCUCGCUUAGGUGGAGAAGGUGGAAAAGGUGGUGAUGUCUGGGUUGUAGCCCAUAACAAAAUGACUUUAAAACAACUUAAGGAUAAAUAUCCUCAGAAACGGUUUGUGGCUGGAGAAGGAGCAAACAGUCGAGUUAGUGCACUGAAAGGCUCCAAAGGAAAAGACUGUGAAAUUCCUGUACCUGUGGGUGUUUCAGUGACUGAUGAAAAUGGUAAAGUUAUAGGAGAACUCAAUAAAGAGAAAGACAGAAUUUUGGUAGCUGAAGGAGGUCUUGGUGGUAAAUUACUUACAAAUUUCUUACCAUUGAAAGGCCAGAAGCGAGUAAUUCACCUUGAUCUAAAACUUAUAGCUGACAUAGGCCUGGUGGGAUUCCCAAAUGCUGGAAAAUCCUCUUUGUUAAGUAAGAUUUCUCAUGCAAAACCUGCAAUUGCAGAUUAUGCAUUUACAACAAUAAAGCCUGAACUUGGAGAAAUUAUAUAUAGUGAUUUCAAACAGAUAUCUGUAGCUGAUCUUCCUGGUUUAAUAGAAGGAGCACAUAUGAACAAAGGAAUGGGCCACAAAUUCCUCAAGCAUAUAGAAAGAACUAAACAACUGCUUUUUGUUGAGUUAGAAUUGUACAAAGAGGAACUUCAGACAAAACCUGCACUCCUAGCAGUAAAUAAAAUGGACUUGCCAGAUGCACAGGAUAAAUUCCAUGUACUGAUGAACCAACUCCAGAAUCCUAAAGAAUUUUUGCAUUUAUUUGAAAAAAGCAUGAUUCCAGAGAGGACUGUGGAAUUCCAACAAAUCAUCCCCAUCUCUGCAAUUACUGGAGAAGGAAUUGAUGAACUAAAGAACUGUAUAAGGAAAUCUCUGGAUGAACACGCCAACCAGGAAAAUGAUGCAUAUCAUAAGAAGCAGUUGCUUAAUCUACAUAUUUCCAAUACAGUAUCUUAUAGUGAGCCACCAUCAAAGAAUGCUGUUUCGAGUCCUAGAAUGGAUAUAACUUAAAUGUAUUAAAAGUGAUACUGAAAUUGUGUUCAUUUGAAAGCUCUUUGACGAACAUUUUUUAGAAUGUUGGUUGUCACUAACCUGCUGUAUAUACUAUCAUUCAAGAACCAUAUUUUUAAAGAUGUUUAGUUAAGUUUAUCAACAGAUAAAAAAAUAACUGAGAGUUAAAAAUGACAGUUUAUAAUAUUAUGGUCAUCCACCUGUAAUAACAUCCUAUAGUAUUCUAUAUGUAAGUCUCUAGUGAGAUAAUUUUUAAGGUUAUAAAAAAGGAUUCCUUAAGAGCAACUAGGUUUUAUUUCUUUGUUUUUGAGUUUGUCAUUACCUGGUUCUCCUAAAUUUGUAAUAGUUCUCUUUUUUUUUGAAAAACCUCAAACUCCUGAAUUUGAACAUAUUCACUGAUAAUAAAGAUCACUGAUAAUCAGCAGAUAGAUCUUUGCAGUUUUAGCUUUUGGAAUUUUUUCUUUCUUAAGUAUGAAUAUUAUUAUCCUCCUUUGGAACACACUAAUGUAUAUCUCAUUUUCUGUCUGUUUCACUGUCUACUUCCAUAUUUUAGUAAAGAGAAUAAAUAGGAAGUACAGUAUUAAGGAAUAUUAUCAAUCGUCAAUAUAUUCUCAGGAGAUUGUAAUUUCUAAAUUUUUCUUGACUUUCAAAAAUACUUAAAAUUAGACAUUUUCUUGUAAUGUAUUUUAUUGUAAAAUACACAUAUUUAAAAAAAAUAAAAUUUAAACAGUGCAAAAGCAUAUAUAGUAAAAAAAAAAAAAAAAAGUUCCAAUCUUUUUGCAUCAGGCUUUCCAGUUCUUAGAGAAAACCACAUGUUCCUACAGGAUAUUUUUAUGCAUGUAUCUUUUUGCCUAAAUGAGUUCAUUAUAUAAACUUUUCCAAAGUUUUUUUGUUUGUUUUUAUAGAAUAAUAGCAAGUUAAAGAGCUUCUGAAAAGUAUUCUUCAGUGCUACUCUUAAACUGUUAGAAAUUGUUUUGGAAUUUAACGCUAAGUGAAGCCUUGAAAAGUAAAAGUGUUAGUUGCGCAGUUUUGUCCAGCUCUUCAUGACUCCAUGGACUAUAGCCCACCAGACUCUUCUGUCCAUGGGGUUUUCCAGGCAAAAAUACUGGAGUGGGUUGCCAUGCCCUCCUCCAGGAGAUCUUCCUGACCCAUGGAUUGAACCUGGGUCUCCUGCGUUGCAGGCAGAUUCUUUACCGUCUCAGCCCCCAGGGAAACCUUCAGUUUAGUUCAGUUCAGUUGCUCGGUCAUAUCCGACUCUUUGCGACCCCAUGGACUGCAGCAUGCCAGGCCUCCCUGUCCAUCACCAACUCCUAGAGCUUACUCAAACUCAUGUCCGUUGAGUCGGUGAUGCCAUCCAACCAUCUCAUCCUCUGUCAUCCCCUUCUCCUCCCUCCUUCAAUCUUUUCCAGCAUCAGGGUCUUUUCAAAUGAGAAAAUGGGAACCCUUAACAAGUAUUAAAUAAAAAUGUCCAUAUCAUUCUACUUAAAUUUCUUCUGAUAUGACAAUGUGAGUGUCUUCUUACAAGUGUUAUUUCACUUUUAUUUGUUCUGUUUUCUAUUCUCCACUCCUACCUCCCAUCCCAGUCCCCAGAUCACUGGCUUUUCUUGUAUUUGUUUUCAUGCAUGGUAUUUAUUGAGUUUCUCCUUUGUGUCAGGCACUGUGCAGGGCACUGCAUGUACAGUGUUGAGGAGAAUAGAUAGGACCGGCUGCCUUCAAGGAUCUCACAUUGAACAGCAGAAGCUGCUGGAGAUUAGAGCAUUUUACAGAAAAGUAAAAGAGUGAGGAAAGCAUUGGGAAUUUGAACAUCUCUACUGAUCGUAGUGUCCAGGUUUCAUACUGGGUAUGUUUUACAUUUAUGACUUGAGUCUCAUUUUUCUCUCUUUCUAUUAUUUCUACUUUUUCUACUUCUGUUAUUUCCUAAGUAUAAACAAGUAGCAGUGUGUGAGGACAGUUUCAUCCGGUGAAUUUCUGACACCAUAAUCUUGCUUUUUGCUGUAACAAAGGGUAGCAGAUGUGUGUUGAGGACUAAGAGGAAUUGUAGCUUAUUAUGUCUUUAUUACCUAGGUUACUACUCUACGACUGAAACAUUUUAUGUAAAUCACUAAAAUGUUCCAUUAUUUUUAUUUUCCUACCAAAAGUGUACCCUCUAUCCCUUUUUUUGAUGGUUGAUUUUUACUCUAAAGAAGAAAAUCUGAAUUCCUUUUUCAUUUUAUAAAAAAUAAGUUUAAACAUUUAUUUUGAAAUAAAUACUUUAACUGCCAUUUAUUUUGUCCUUAAGCAAGACUUUUUCAUUUUCAUCUUUCAAAAUAAAUACUUUUUGGAUCCUUAAUUGCUAUAGUACUGAACGGCCAGGGUAUCAAUACACUAUGUAUAACAAAUUUUUACCAAGUCCCAGUAGUUCAUGCAGAGCUUACUACACCAGAUAGAUUUACCAUCAUGAUUCACAAAUGUAAAUCACCAGACACUGUCAAGUAUUAAGUAUACUAUACUGUGAGGUUGGAAAGAUUUUUACUAUGGGAAGAAAAAAAUUCAGAAACUUACUAUGUUGUUCUUUUUAUAAUAUAUAUCCAUAAUAUUCUUAUCAUAGCAAAAUGACCUUUAUGUUAAAUUACUAUUUUCUUUUAAGUAAUAAACAUUUAUUAUUCAGGGGGAAAAAAUCUGCUUUCAUAAUGGGAAAAAUUAGGUCAGGGGUAUUUUAUUUCAGGUUUUAUCCAGUUUUCUUAUAAAGUUAUGUUUUCUUUUAGCUCAGUGUUCAUUUGCUUUGUGAGGACAGAAGUCAGAGAUUCUUUGGAGAAAGUUAAUGAAAGCUACAGAUUUGUUUUUCUUGCUAAAAAUAUACACAGACACAUGGAAUAUUUCCCAGUUUCUUGAGGUUUACAAAGUUCUGAUAAGAUUUCAGUUAAUAAAGGUAAGUUCCAUCUAGAAAUUUGUAAUACAAUUUGUAAUGUACCUUUGGGGCUUCCGUGACAGCUCGCUGGUAAAGAAUCCUCUUGCAGUGCAGGAGACGCGGGUUGGAUCCCUGGGUCAGGAAGAUCCUCUAAGGAGAAAAUGGCAACCCACUCCACUAAUCCCAGAAAAUCCUGUGGGCAGAGGAGCCUGGCGGGAUACAGGCCAUAGGGUCAUAAAAGAGUUGAAUGCGACUGAGUGACUAAGCGACAACAAUAUACCAUUUAGGUACAUUAAAAAUAAUGUUUCAAAGCAACAGCAUAUAAGUAUACUUACAAGCUAUAGCUUAAAAAACAAUGAAAAUGAUCAGUAAUAUAAACAGUAAAAGUUAUACAAAAGACACUUACAUUUUUAAAAUAUGGCAGCAUCUUUUUUGAAGACCAAAUUGUUAGGUUGGAUAGUAGGUACAUGAGUGUUUUGUUUUGGCUUUGUAACUUUUGAUGAGUCUAAAGUAUUUUAUAAUUAAACAUAGCUUGCCUUGCAAAAGUUUAUAACUUGGGAAUUAAGAUACAAACAUUGUUGAUAAAUGUUUGCAGACAACAUGGUACAGUCUUUACUGCAGAGUUUAAUAAUGAAAAAUAUCCAUUUUUUUCCUUGAAGAGCUAUUUCAGAGAAGCAUUUGAUUUGUUUUCUGUUUUGUGACUGGAAGUGGCAAAAGAGGGAACAUAUCAGAGGAAUCUCUAGUUUUGAAUGUGUGUCACAAGCCAUCUGAAGGAAAAGCCAAAUCAAAUAAGUGACAGGAAUGAGAAAAGGAGAAAAAAGAGAAAAAUAUGUAGUUGGAAAGUUGGAGUAUUUUCUUGUAGAGUAAAAGUUGGGCUCAGUGCCUCAGCUGGAUGAAAAGCCAGUGGCAAUUUCAACUACCUUUUUGGACCAUAACUAACCACUAAUUUUAGGCACUUCUAAUUUUAAAAGUUUUGUUUCUUGUUAUAUGAUAGUAGCUUAAUUAAUAAUUGUUGGGUACUUUGAAGACUUCAGAGGAAAUAAUGUCCUUUGUGUGUAUUAUUAAUGUGUUCAUAAUAGAAAUCAAAUCCUUUGGGGUACCCAGAUAUCAAGCUAUGUGAAGUAUAGCUAUUAUCUGAAACAUGUCCUUUCCUUUGAAAUACUUGGAAUUUGAAGAACAGGGUAUGCAAUUUAUAAAUAAUUCUGGAGCAAUAUAUGGCAAGGCAGUUUUUUCCUAUUUAUUUUGUAAACUGAGUACAUUGAAAGUUGAAAGCAAAGGACAAGAGCUUCCUUUGUUCAUGACACAUAUUUCAAUAUAUUUUUCUGAAAUUGUAUCUUCUGACCAGUGCCUUCAUUUUCUUGUUAUCAAAUAUUGGUAUUAUUUCUAUAUAAAAGGCUUUAGGAAGGCUAUGGUAUAAUUUUCUUAAGAAAAAGGAUACUAUUAUAAAGCUAAAACAUACUUUGAGUUUUAUUUGUAUAUGGUUUGCUACAUUUGGGGAGACUGAAAAUAUUUUGUCAGGAGCAGACAUUGAGUAAAAGGUUAGGGCUGUGGAUGGAUUUGAAACACAAUUAUAUGACAGAGUAAAUAAAACCCCCUGAAUACAUAAAAGUCCCUGGUCUACCAAGUUCUAAUGGGGGGAAAUAAGAGUACUGUGUAAUAAUGGAGCCUCAGUUUUAAAAAUAAAUCUUUCUGUGAACUGGUACUACUGUCAGGGUCAAGAGAAAUUGUAAGAACACUAUUGAGCACAUAUCACCUUUCCUAUAAAAACAUGACCCAGAAAACUCACAUGCUUUGUUGUUGUUCAUUCGCUCAGUUGUGUCUGACUGUGACCCCAUGGACUGCAGCCAGACUUUCCUGUCCUUACUUCCUUACCUUCCCUACCUCCCGGAAUUUGCUCAAACUCGUGUCCAUUGAGUCAGUGAUGCCAUCCAGCCAUCUCAUUCUCUGUCGCUCCCUUCUCCACUUGCCUUCGGUCUUUCCCAGCAUCAGGGUCUUUUCCAGUGAGUUGGCUCUUCACAUCAGGUGGCCAAAGUUUUGGAACUUCAGCAUCAGUCCUUCCAAUGAAUAUUCAGGAUUGAUUUCCUUUAGUAUUGACUGGUUUGAUCUCCUUACUGUCCAAGGGACUCUCAAGAGUCUUCUUUAGCACCACAGUUAGAAAGCAUCAGUUCUUUGGUGCUCAGCCUUUAUUGUGUUCCAACUCUCAUAUCCACACGUGACUACUGGAAAAUCCAUAGCUUUGACUAUAUGGACCUUUGUCAGCAAAGUAAUGUCUCUGCUUUUUAAUACGCUGUCUAGGUUUGUCAUGGCUUUUCUUCCAAGGAGCAAGUAUCUUUUAAUUUCGUGGCUGCAGUCACUGUCUGCAGUGAAUUUGGAGCCCAAGAAAAUAAAAUCUGUCACCAUUUCUACUUUUUCCCCAUCUAUUUGCCAUGAAGUGAUGGGACCCAUUAAUGUCAUAAUGCCAAAUUUGUAACAUAUUCAUCAAAUGUUUAACAUACAGGUUUCUCUUUAAAAACUGGGUUAAAAAUAUGCGUGGUGCAGAGUGAAGUAAGCCAGAAAGAUAAAGACCAAUACAGUAUACUAACGCAUAUAUAUGGAAUUUUAAAAGAUGGUAACGCUAUACGCAAAGCAGAAAAAGAGACACAGAUGUACAGAACAG
Messenger RNA from Dama dama (fallow deer), 6677 nucleotides. RefSeq names its product GTP binding protein 10 (gene GTPBP10). Gene Ontology annotation, molecular function: GTP binding; magnesium ion binding; GTPase activity. Gene Ontology annotation, cellular component: mitochondrion. NCBI's taxonomy places the organism in Eukaryota, Metazoa, Chordata, Mammalia, Artiodactyla, Cervidae. The coding region runs from base 49 to 1134 and encodes 361 amino acids. The record is from RefSeq and is a predicted model, not a curated record. The transcript has 9 exons.